Molecule: messenger RNA, 1010 nt
Organism: Melanotaenia boesemani (Boeseman's rainbowfish)
Lineage: Eukaryota; Metazoa; Chordata; Actinopteri; Atheriniformes; Melanotaeniidae
Product: ABC transporter F family member 4-like
Exons: 3
Coding region: 120-1010 (296 amino acids)
Source: RefSeq, a predicted model, not a curated record
CAAGCGGAUACAACUCGGCUGAGUUAUUUUGUCUUUCUUCACACAAUUUGGCUUCUCCAACUUUAGAGUUUAUUGCUCAAAUUCUUUGGAUAUAUGGAAUAACUAAAACUGUGGCUACCAUGACAACAGAGGCAAGCGCUGUGAGUGAGGCAGACACCGAGGGCAAGCAGAAGACCAGCAGUGCAGCCCUUGAACCUGAGCCAGAGAAUAAGCAGAAGCAGGAAGCAGCAACAUCUGAGCAGGAGGGGGAGCAGCCGAGCAAAAAGGCCCAGGAGCAGGUUGCUGAACCUGGGCCUGCGGAUGCAGCUACCUCCCCAGAGGAGGAGCAGCUGAAGCCUCGUACCAGGACCUCUGCUGGCAAAGGCCUCUCUCGUCUGUUCUCUUCUUUCCUGAAACGUCGCUCGCAGUGCUCUGAGGGCGAGGGGUUCGAGGCAGAGAAAGCCAGGGAAGAAAAAUCAGACAAAGAGGAGAAAGCUGAAAAGGCAGAAGAAGAGAAAGUGGAAGAGGUGAAAAGUGAAGAAAAGGAGACUAAAGCCGUGGAGGAGAAAUCAGAUGUCAAAGAAGUUAAAAAGACAGAAGAAGAGAAAAUAGAGCAGAUAGAAGAAAAAAAGAAAGUGGAAGAAAAAGUUGAAAAGAAGGGCAGUAAAAAGAAAAAAAAAGAAGCAAAGAAAAAAGCCGAGGAAAAGAAUGAGGAGAAAGUGAAAAAGGACGAGACAAAAAAAGAGGAAGAAAAGCCAGAAAAGAUAGAAGAGGAGAAGGAGGAAGAGAAGACAAAACUGGCUGUAGAAAAGGAGGAGGCAAAACCAGAGACAAAAGAAGAAAAGAAGGAGGUUAAAGAGAAAGCGACAGAGGCUGGAAAGAAAGAGGAAGAAAAAGUUGAUAAGAAGUUGGCAAAGAAAAAAGAAAAAGAGGAAAAGGUGAAGAAGAGGGAAGAGGAAAAAGCAAAAAGGAAAACAGAGGAGGAAGAAAGGGUCCUGCUCCAGAGGAACAGAAGGAAGAAUCUGAGAUAA